Messenger RNA from Medicago truncatula (barrel medic), 2031 nucleotides. RefSeq names its product FBD-associated F-box protein At1g60410. Bases 199 to 1593 code for a protein of 464 amino acids. NCBI's taxonomy places the organism in Eukaryota, Viridiplantae, Streptophyta, Magnoliopsida, Fabales, Fabaceae. The record is from RefSeq and is a predicted model, not a curated record. The transcript has 4 exons. Gene Ontology annotation, molecular function: protein binding.
UAACAAAAACGCAUGUAGCGCUGCAUUUUCUCAGCUAAAACCUUUUCUCUCUCAAAAUAAAAAAUCUAAAGGAUAAACAAACCCUAGAAAACGUGAAGAAGUUAACUAUUGAGAUCCAUCGUCUAUGUUCUUUAGUCUCAUCGCUCUAGAUUCAUUCAUUCCACUCUUACUUCAAUCACAACUCUAAGGUAUAUCCAAAUGUCUAAUUCAGAGGAUGAGAUCAUGAUUCCGCCGCCGCCGACGAAGAAAGUUAAGCUCAGCAGCGAGUGUGAAAAUGAAGAUAGACUCAGUGACUUGCCCGAAAGUGUUAUCCUUCACAUUCUCUCCUUUCUGAACACCAAAGACGCUGUUCAAACUUGUGUUUUAUCCCCAAUAUAUAAGGAUCUUUGGAAACGUCUUCCUGCUCUUACAUUGCAUAAUAGAGACUUUCGUACUUUCAAGAUAUUCACCACAUUCGUGUCUAAGAUUUUAUCUCUUCGUGAUUCCUCUAUCUCACUUCAGUCUCUUGAUUUUCAGCGUCAUAAUGGCCGCUUUGAGCCUCAACUUAAAAAGAUUGUGAAUUACGCUAUUUCACACAAUGUCCAGCAGUUACAACUUUGUGUCACUUGUGACAUUGCGCAAAUUCCUCAUAGCUUAUUUUCAUUUCAGCCUUUAACACAUCUUGAGCUUUCUAUUGUGCAACGUGAUAAACAUAGUGAAACAGAGUUCCCAAACUCAUUCAGUUUGCCUGCAUUAACACAUCUAAAGCUGUCUGCUGCGCAAUGGGAUAGAAAUCGUAAAAGACAGUUCCUAAACUCUCUUAGUUUGCCUGCAUUAACACAUCUAAUGCUUUCUGGUUAUUCAAAUCAUGAAAAUCUGUUUCCGGAUUCUCUUGAUUUACCGGCAUUAACUAGCUUGCAACUAGAGCACUUUACGUUUUGUGUCAGUGGUAACAAUUGCGCUGAACCAUUUUCUACCUUUAGUAGGUUGAGUAGUUUGCUCAUUUCUGAUUGUACCGUGAAAGGUAAAGAAAACCUCCGCAUAUCAAGUGUGACGCUUGUCAAUUUUACCACAUACAAUUUCUCAGAAGACUAUUACAAGAUUGAGCUAUGUACUCCAAGUCUUUGUACGUUUACUUUUAAUGGUAUUCCUUAUCAGAGAAUCAUUGGGAGCAAUAUUUCUUCUCUUAAACAUGUAGAUAUUCAUGCAGAAGUAAAUUCAGAUACUGAGGCACCUCCUCUUUUUCUAUACAGCUGGCUGUUAGAGUUUGCUGAUAUAAAGUCAUUGACACUCACUGCAACUGCUCUUCAGGUUCUCUACUUAUUUCCUGAUCUGUUAAAGCAUAAACACCAUUCCUUGGGUAAGUUGAAGUCACUGAAAGUGGAAAUUGAUGAAAUUUUGUAUGGAGUUCGCUUGACACUAUGCGAGUUCAAGUUAAAGACAGUGAAGUCAAAGAAAGAAGCUGCCAGGAUAAAAAAAGCAUAUGCAUCAGGAUCGGAACCGUCUCCAACAGUACCUGAUGGGAUAGUGGACUUCUUGCGUCAAAAUUCGCCCUCGGCAGAAGUUGACUUCGUAGAUUGCACAAGAAAACCUGUUAGACCAAGACAUUUAUAAUUGGCCCUAUUUGAUCUACAGGAACCUGGUUGUUAUAGUCCUUCAGAGUUCAGAUGCAAUGCAAGUAUGGACACACAUAUUUGGUAAAUUUUAUUAGAAGAUAUCAAGUGAUCCAUUAUGUUGGGGGUCAUAGAGAAUGGUCCCUUUGUCGGAUAUUAUUCAUGUCGCUCUUGAAGCAAUGCUACAAAGCAGCUGGGAAAGCUGUGUAACGAAUGGUAGUUCAGGCCUAACAAUAUUUAGAGUGCCGAAUUUUGUUUAUGUAUCAUAUGCAUGUGUUAUUUGAUGAUCUACCUUGAGUUUUUGGGUUGUUCAGUGAGAUCGAAGUCUCGCUGCAUGAAUUGUAUUGAUAAAACCUUGGUGAUUGAUAGUAUUGUAAAGGAUGGAUGCUAAUUUGAAUAUUUGUUUUGCGGGCUAUUUUGAAGAACAGUUUUGUAGUUC